Messenger RNA from Pieris rapae (cabbage white), 986 nucleotides. RefSeq lists its product as uncharacterized. The transcript has a single exon. The coding region runs from base 94 to 858 and encodes 254 amino acids. Lineage: Eukaryota; Metazoa; Arthropoda; Insecta; Lepidoptera; Pieridae. The record is from RefSeq and is a predicted model, not a curated record.
UUGUCACAGUAACAGCUAACUAGUGUUGCCAGAGCAAGUAAAUAAAAACUACCACUAAUUACGUUCCAUAACACGCAGAUUUAGUUUACAAGAAUGGAGGAUCAGUUUCAACUAUUGUUUGAUAAAAUGAAGAAUGAAAUCUUGAACCAAACAAUAGAAUUGAAAGAUUCGAUAACAAAUAAUAUAAUGGAGAGAUUAGACGAAAAACUUCAACCUAUUAUAACAGAAAAUAGAAACUUAAAAAUAAAAGUAGAAAAUCUCGAAAAGGAAGUAGAAAGUUUAAAAAGAGGAAAGAAGCAAAACAAUUUGAUAAUGUUUGGAGUAAAUGAAGGCGAAAGGUCUACACAAGAAUUAAUACAAAAUACAAUACAUAUUUUCAAAACUGACCUUGACAUACAAUUACAAGAACAUGAGAUAAACAAAAUAUAUCGUCUAGGAAAGGGAAAGUCUUCUGGAAAACCAAGACCAAUUCUGAUUUCCUUUACGAGCGAAUGGAAGAAGAAUGAAGUUAUGGGAAAGAAGAAAAACUUCAAAAAUGUAUAUGUUACAGAAGACUACACAAAGGAAGUAAUAGAGAAAAGGAAAACGUUGCAGGCGCAGCUAAAAGAGGAGAGAGAAAAGGGAAAUAUCGCGUACCUGAAAUUUGACAAACUAGUAGUAAAAGGAAAAAAUACUAACAUAAAUAAGGAAAAGCGCAAAAGAGAAACAUCAUCAUCCCCACAAAACAAUGCUCAACCAAGGAAACAACAAACUCUAAUGCCGCCGAUUAACAAUAGACCAAAUGCUUUCGACGUAAUGAGGAUUAGAGCUAAUUCUCUUUCGUCUCUUCCCGCUAAGACAACAACUAACAAAGAAUAACAAUUAACUGUCGGUAAACGGAAAAAUAAACAGCUCAACAUGAACCAACAUAAAAUAACAAAACAAAAUACUUCCCCAAGCCGACUGGUCAUCGUGGGGAAAAAUGACCACGACCCUCUAAAGGAAAA